AUGGACAGCCCGAAGCCUACGGGCACCACUACCAUUCACAUUCAAGGACUUGGAGAUGCGAGAGGACUUGUUCUAUCGAGCGGCGUAAGGCAAUUCUUUGGAAUUCCAUACGGGAGGCUCUCAAAGAGAUGGACACGGGCUACUAUGGCUACUUCCUGGGAAGACUCAUACCAUGAUGGUACAGUACUUGGACCAUCUCCUCCAAGUCCCCCUGAAUUUACCUUCGAUGAUGAGCCCAGUACUCUUCUCCCAGUACCUCCCUUUGCGCAUCUAGGUAAAGCCACAGUGGAUGAACUCAAUUGUCUCGUCGUCAACAUCACAGUUCCACCCCUUUCGAUGUCGCGUAGAGGCGGACCAUGGCCGGUUAUGGUCUUCAUACACGGCGGCGCUUUUCUCUCCGGCUCCAGCAAUCUCCCUGCAUAUGAUAUGGGCAGACUGGUGUCUCAUUCUGUUACAAUUGGAAAACCAGUAGUAGGAAUUACUAUCAGUUAUCGUGUGAGAUUUGGAGGUUUUCUUGCUUCCAAGGUCAUCCGCACGGAAUUGGAACGAGAUGGCUUCUCUGGAAACGGAAACUUUGGUCUUACGGACCAGCAGCUUGCCUUGAACUGGAUCCAAAGAUACGUGCACGAGUUCGGCGGAGACUGCAAAAAUGUCACUAUUUUGGAUGCUCUGCUGGAGCCCGUUUCUUUUCGCCGUGCCAUAUCGAUGUCUGGAACAGCCAUAUCGUUCCCUUGCUGGUCUGAAGCAGAGCAUGAACUCUGGUUCCGGGCUCUACUAAAAGCAGCAAAGAUUCCCUAUGACUCUCCAAAUGCCCUACAAAAGCUUCGUGCCGUGCCUGAGCGUCAGCUUGCGGCAUUAUCAUCAUCAGUCAAUGGUGUCACAGCAGGUUCCUGCCUGCCUUGUGACGAUGGCUUCUUUCUAGACGCCAAGGCUCUCUACGAUCCUGAUAGAACCACGGAGAUAUUUCCUCAAGAUCUUGAGUCUUACAUGGUGGGUGAUGCGCGCGAUGAAGGUAUGAUCUUUGGCUACGACAUUUCUCUGGACGGCAAUGAUCGCUCUUAUCUCCUCGGUGUUCUUCUACGCCAUAUGUCUUCGGAUGCUGCCUCUGAGAUACUCAAGCUCUAUCAAGUCGGCCCCGAGCUUCCCACAGCAGAUAUCCAGCAUACCAUGUGCCUCAUGGCUGCCGACGCGAUUUUCCACAUGCCGACAUGGUUAUCUGCUCAAAGGUCUCCGAUCAAAAGUACCACUUAUGCGUACCAUUUCGAUCAGGAGUCCACAAUUCCGGGCGAAGGCCUCGGUCUUGCACAUCAUGCGCACGAUUUGAUGUAUAUCUUUGGAAACUGGCCAGAGACGCCGGGUGCAGGCCAACUGGAGCUUUCCAGACGCAUGCAGAACGCUUAUAUUCGUUUUGCAUACGGGAAAGAACCUUGGGAAUGUUUUGAGAGCAGAGGGUGCUGGAAGACGUGGGGCCCAGACUGUACCGAGUCGCUGCAGAAGGAAGAGCACGAAACGAGUUCCACAAGAAGAUAUCAGCGAAUGAAAGAAAUUGUUAGGAAGAGGCUUUGGAAAGAGUUUGCAGCAGCUAUGGAUGAAGUUGCUUACAAGCGGUCUAAAAUCAAGGAGGGUCUAUAG
Exserohilum turcica Et28A is the source of this 1632-nucleotide messenger RNA. RefSeq lists its product as uncharacterized. Bases 1 to 1632 code for a protein of 543 amino acids. The record is from RefSeq and is a predicted model, not a curated record. The transcript is spliced from 3 exons. Lineage: Eukaryota; Fungi; Ascomycota; Dothideomycetes; Pleosporales; Pleosporaceae.